AUGAUCUCGUGUGCUGAGCAGUGAAGCCGGCAGGGAGAGGCCGGCAGAGGCCCGUCGGCUCCCAGCGGCUCUGCUUCCCUCCCGCUCUGGCUCCCCUGGGGCUGCUCUGGAAUUCUCUCGGUGGUGCCCGUUGUUGCCAUGCACUUGGCUGGGUCUCAUGGGGCUGAGUCCCCAGUGAGCAGGCAGGAGGAGAAGGAUGCUGAGCUGGACCGGAGGAUCAUAGCCCUGCGAAAGAAGAACCAGGCCUUACUUCGCAGGUAUCAGGAGAUCCAGGAAGAUCGGCGGCAGGCGGAGCAGGGGUGCAUGGCUGUGAGCAUGCCGCAGCCCCUCCAACCUGACAGCCUCACCGUUACCAUCAGCCAGGUUCCUGGCGAGAAGCGAGUGGUCAGCAGGAACUGGUCCAGGAGCAGCCUCGGGCCCAGUGCAGCCAGUGAGAUGCUUGAGGAUGAGGACGGGGACCACACUGCUGCUUUCUGCUUGGGGGAGCGGGUGGAGCUGGCUGUGACCAUGGAAAACAAAGCUGAGGCCAAGAGGAUUGUAAGUGAAAAGCCCACCAGAGCAAGAAACCAAGGGGCCGAUGGGUCACCUGGAGGGGGCUCUGGACGGAGCCCCCACACGUACAUCACUGCCAGCUCGGAUUCUCUCCGGAGUCCAGGCUGGGUCCCAGGACCAGCUCCCCGGUGGCCAGCAGGGGGGGUCCCAGAGAUGGGCUGGGACUAUGACCAGUGGAAGCAGGAGCGGGAGCAGAUCGACCUGGCCCGCCUCGCCCGGCACAGAGAUGCACAGGGUGACUGGCGCCGUCCAUGGGACCUGGACAAGGCCAAGCCCACGCCAAAGGACUCUAACCACCCCAGGGAAGAAGGCUUGGCCAGGGGGGGCAAAAGGGGUCCCAGGAGCCACCGGAAGCUGCAGCCCCCACCAUUGGUCCCUGAUGGGAAAGGUGGUACCACUCGGGGUGGGCAACAUGGCAGACCCUCGGUGGCACCGGCCACAGGCAGCAGAGCCAGGGGAAAGGAGAGGCUGACCGGCAGGGCCCGCAGGUGGGAUAUGAAGGAAGACAAGGAGGAGCUGGAGAGUCAGGAGGGAAGCCAAAGCACCAGAAAGACUCCAAGUGAUGAGGAACAUGGACAGAAGCAGAGCGAGGCGGAGCUGGGCAAACUCGGGAGUGCUCUGGCCACCAGCCCGGCCCAGGCAUCCCCAGAAGGGCUGAAGGGGGAGUCAGGGGCUUCAGCAGCUGGUUCUGCCCCUAGCUCUCCACAACAGACUGACCUGACUCCUCUUGACCUCUCUCUAGGAGGGGCCAGAAGCCCUGGGCCCGGGGAGAGCACGUGUGUGCUCAGUCCCGUGCCUGAGGCCCAGGAAAGCCCUGUGUCCCAGCCAGAUGGUUCAGAGCAGUCUCUGAAAUGGACCGACCACCAGGCCAAGCCAGAAGUCCAGACUUGCUCUGAGCCACAGAGAGAAGCAGGAUCCCCACAGCCCAGAGAAGAUAGGUCUGGCAAGGUUGGGGCCCAGCAGGGCCUGGCACCGAGAAGCAGGCCGCCCAGAGGAACCAGCCAAAGGGCACGAGGCACAGGAGGUGUAAGGAGCAAGACAGGGAGGCCUGGCCCUUCAGGAAGAUGCUGA
Orycteropus afer afer is the source of this 1623-nucleotide messenger RNA. The record is from RefSeq and is a predicted model, not a curated record. NCBI's taxonomy places the organism in Eukaryota, Metazoa, Chordata, Mammalia, Tubulidentata, Orycteropodidae.